AUGUCCAGACAUACCAUCGAAAUACCACUGAAGGAGUCGGCGGAUGAGGUAAUUGAACUCGAUUUGGAUGAACUGCCCGAUUGUCGGGAAGUGCUGCAGAUCUUGCAGUCAGAGACGGCACCUCUGAAUGUGUGGAUCCAAUUGGCAUUGGCGUACUAUAAGCAGAACUGCGACCAUGACUUCGUGCAGUUGCUGGAGAUGUCGCGUACGGACGCCUCGCUGUCCUAUCAGGACUACGAGAGGGAUCAGAUGCGAGCGUUGGACACUUUGGCCGCGUUUUACGUGUCAAAAGCCAAUCGCGAGAAAAAUCGCGACAAAAAGCGCGAACUCUUCGCUCAGGCGACGGUCCUCUACACGAAUGCCGACAAAAUCGUUAUGUAUGAGCCCAACCAUCUGGUCGGGAGGGCCCACUUCUGCCUGUCCGAGCCCGACAAAAUGGAGCAGGCUGAUGCACAGUUCACUUUCGUGCUC
Molecule: messenger RNA, 471 nt
Organism: Oppiella nova
Lineage: Eukaryota; Metazoa; Arthropoda; Arachnida; Sarcoptiformes; Oppiidae
Source: the annotation of a GenBank genome assembly